Molecule: messenger RNA, 1431 nt
Organism: Solanum dulcamara
Lineage: Eukaryota; Viridiplantae; Streptophyta; Magnoliopsida; Solanales; Solanaceae
Product: abscisic acid 8'-hydroxylase 3-like
Exons: 9
Coding region: 1-1431 (476 amino acids)
Biological process (GO): sterol metabolic process; brassinosteroid biosynthetic process; brassinosteroid homeostasis
Molecular function (GO): iron ion binding; heme binding; monooxygenase activity
Source: RefSeq, a predicted model, not a curated record
AUGGAGUUAAUCAUGUUUAUGGUGAUGUUAUUAGUGUUGGUUUUAGUUGUUUUACUAGUCCUAUUAAGAACAAAUAAGGCUUCACCAAAAGAAAUGGAAGCAAUUCCAGGAACCUUGGGAUGGCCUAUUAUUGGAGAAAGUCUCUCAUUCAUAUCCGAAUUUUCGAGCCCUGCUGGUAUAUACAGCUUCAUCAACAAGAGACAGAAACUGUAUGGGAAGGUGUUUAAGAGUUAUGUAUUAGGAAGGUAUACGGUAUUCAUGACCGGAAGAGAAGCAAGCAAAAUCUUGUUGACAGGAAAAGAUGGGAUAGUAAGCUUAAACCUUUUCUACACAGGACAGCAAGUACUUGGACCUACUAGUUUGCUCCAACAGACGGGAGAGGCGCACAAAAGACUCCGAAGACUAAUUGCUGAACCACUUUCUGUUGAUGGUUUAAAGAAGUAUUUUCAGUUUAUCAACAGCUUAGCUAUUGAAACAUUGGAUCAGUGGUCUGGAAGAGAAGUUUUGGUUCUUGAAGAGGCUUCCACAUUUACACUCAAGGUGAUAGGCAACAUGAUAAUGAGCUUAGAGCCAACUGGUGAGGAACAGGAGAAAUUUCGAACCAAUUUCAAGAUUAUUUCUGGCUCUUUUGCUUCUUUACCCUUUAAAGUCCCGGGAACUGCCUUUUAUCGUGGCAUUCAGGCUCGUGAUCGAAUGUAUGCUAUGUUAGACUCGAUAAUUGACCAACGGAGGAGUGGGGAAAGCUUAAAACAAGAUUUCUUGCAAUCCCUGGUGAAGAAGCAAGGCAAAGAUGCACCAGUAGGAGAUGAUGAAGACAAACUCACAGAUAAACAACUGAAGGAUAACAUACUGACACUUCUAGUUGCAGGCCAUGAUACUACGACUGCUGCUUUGACAUGGCUCCUCAAAUUUCUUCAAGAAAAUCCUGAUGUAUUGGAACAACUAAGGGAAGAACAUAGAGAAAUCCAAGCUAGAAAACAAGGCACACUAGAACUCACCUGGUCUGAAGUCAAUAAUAUGCCUUACACCGCCAAAGUAAUCAGUGAAACACUUCGAAUGGCCACAAUCCUUCCGUGGUUUUCAAGAAAAGCAGCACAAGAUUUUGAGAUUGAGGGGUGCAAAAUCAAGAAAGGAUGGUCACUUAACUUGGAUGUAGUGUCUAUCCACCGCGACCCCAAAGUAUUUCCUAAUCCUGAGAAGUUUGAUCCUUCUAGAUUUGAUGAUCCUCUAAAACCUUUCAGCUUCCUUGGAUUUGGAAGCGGACCACGCAUGUGUCCUGGAAUCAACUUGGCCAAACUAGAAAUUUCUGUUUUUCUUCAUCAUCUUGUCUGCAGAUACAAAUGGACGCCAUUAGACACAGAUAACUCCGUCCAGCCAACACUUGUCAGGAUGCUGAAGAACAAGUAUCCCGUCAUGGUUGAGACACUUUAG